This is a messenger RNA of Castor canadensis (American beaver), 2963 nucleotides long. It is a transcript of the gene Sntb1, whose product is annotated as syntrophin beta 1. Gene Ontology annotation, molecular function: structural molecule activity; protein binding. The record is from RefSeq and is a predicted model, not a curated record. Gene Ontology annotation, cellular component: synapse; dystrophin-associated glycoprotein complex; intracellular anatomical structure. NCBI's taxonomy places the organism in Eukaryota, Metazoa, Chordata, Mammalia, Rodentia, Castoridae.
UCCUCCUACGGAUUCCCCCCGCACUUAUGGUCCGCGGCUCCCCUUGGUUUGGGGUUUUGCAACUGGCAGCUGUUUUUUUUUUUUCCCUCCUCCCCUGUCUCGGUCUCUCCUUCUUCUUUUAGGUUGCUCCACCCCGCCCAGGAUCAGGGGAGGGGGAACCAGCUUGGCUGCGGCUGCCAACUGGCGCCGAGUGCGUCUGCGAACUCCGGGAGCGGAGCCCCGCGUGCUGCCUGUGCGCUGCAGGGCGCGCUCCUCUCGCUUCCUCCGGACCCCGCGUCCUCCGUCCCCCGCAACCCUUCUCUACUUUUCCCCCCUUUUGCAAUCACAUGGCAUUUUAAGAAUGCCGGAAAGAUGGCGGUAGCGGCGGCGGCGGUGGCGGCUGCGCCGGCAGGCGGGGGAGGCGGCCGGGCGCAGCGGAGCGGGCUGCUGGAAGUUUUGGUGCGGGAUCGUUGGCAUAAAGUUCUGGUGAACUUGAGCGAGGACGCCCUGGUUCUGAGCUGCGAGGAGGGAGCUGCGGCGUACAACGGCAUCGGGACUGCCACCAAUGGCUCGUUCUGCAGGGGUGCCGGAGCCGGGCACCCGGGGACAGGCGGCGCGCAACCCCCGGACUCGCCCGCAGCCGGGGUCCGCACCGCCUUCACCGACCUGCCGGAGCAGGUGCCCGAAUCCAUCUCCAACCAGAAGCGCGGCGUGAAGGUGCUGAAGCAGGAGCUGGGAGGGCUGGGCAUCAGCAUCAAGGGGGGCAAGGAGAACAAGAUGCCCAUCCUCAUCAGCAAGAUCUUCAAGGGGCUGGCGGCCGACCAGACCCAAGCCCUGUACGUAGGCGAUGCCAUCCUGUCGGUGAACGGAGCCGACCUGCGGGACGCCACCCACGACGAGGCGGUGCAAGCGCUGAAGCGCGCUGGCAAGGAAGUGAUGCUGGAAGUGAAGUACAUGAGAGAAGCCACACCUUAUGUGAAGAAAGGAUCCCCAGUAUCUGAGAUAGGAUGGGAGACACCUCCGCCUGAAUCCCCUCGGUUAGGGAGCAGCUCAUCAGAACCUCUGUCAUCACAAUCCCUCUCCUUCCAUAGAGACCGGAAAAGUAUCCCCCUCAAAAUGUGCUAUGUCACUCGGAGCAUGGUCUUGGCUGACCCUGAGAACAGGCAGCUUGAAAUUCACUCUCCUGAUGCCAAGCAUACAGUGGUCCUAAGGAGCAAGGACUCAGCCACUGCCCAGGCCUGGUUCAGUGCCAUCCACUCCAACGUUAGUGACCUCCUGACUCGAGUGAUUGCUGAGGUCAGAGAGCAGCUGGGAAAAACAGGCAUUGCUGGGAGCCGAGAGAUCAGGCAUCUUGGCUGGCUUGCAGAGAAGGUGCCAGGCGAGAGUGAGAAACAGUGGAAACCAGCCCUGGUUGUUCUGACUGAGAAAGACCUUUUAAUCUAUGACAGCAUGCCAAGGAGGAAGGAAGCCUGGUUCAGCCCAGUUCACUCAUAUCCUCUUCUUGCCACCAGGCUGGUCCAUUCAGGUCCAGGGAAGGGAUCACCCCAGGCUGGUGUGGAUCUGUCCUUUGCAACACGAACUGGUACAAAGCAAGGAAUUGAAACACAUCUGUUCAGGGCAGAGAUCAGCAGGGACCUCUCCCACUGGACAAGGAGCAUAGUACAGGGGUGCCACAAUUCAGCUGAACUCAUUACUGAAGUCACCACAGCUUGCACCUACAGAAACCAGGAGUGUCGUUUGACCGUACAUUACGAGAAUGGAUUUUCUAUUUCCACUGAACCUCAGGAGGGUGCCUUUGCCAAGACAAUCAUACAAUCCCCUUAUGAGAAGCUCAAAAUGUCUUCAGAUGAUGGAGUCCGCAUGCUGUAUUUAGAUUUUGGAGGCAAAGAAGGAGAGAUUCAACUGGAUCUUCAUUCCUGCCCCAAGCCGAUCGUUUUCAUCAUUCAUUCCUUCCUGUCAGCUAAGAUUACAAGACUGGGCUUGGUGGCCUGAACAGAGGGGCGACUUGCCUUAGGAAAGGAGGGCUGUGAUGCCACAAGAGUGAUGUCAGACACCACCCGUAGUGAGCAGCGCACCAGAUGUAGCAUGCUACAGUCAGCUUCGGGUCUUAGGAGUCAUGUGUAAUGUUCAGAGGCUCCUCUGUCAGUUUCAGUGACUACAAGGGGUACCCUAAGAAAAUACAAUGAGGAAUAUCAGAAUAAAAUUUCUUAGAACAGAACAAGGUUGGAGAAGUAAGGGUGAUUGGAUAUACAUGACAUAGCUUCCAAAUAAUGACAGCCAAGGACACGGCCAUUAGAACAGCAAGUGCUAAUCUUAAUCAUACCAGUUUCUAAGCAACUGGUUUACCCAGGUAAGCAGGGGCAGAAGAGUUAAGAAAAGGAUAUUUUCAUCUACUCCCUCCCCACUCCAGUAACAAUGAUCCCUUAUUUUAUUGUGAUUUAUUUCCUAAUUCUAGUUGAGUUGACUUUCACUGGUAGGGAAAGAAAAACACUUCAAGUGAAAGCCCACCUUUUAUUUGAGUAUGAAGCAGCUGUUCCCUUUUUUUUCUUAAUGAAUUAUCUUUCAAUGGUGUAGAAGGAUUCCAAAGUGUUCUCAUUAGCUUGUGUGAACAGAAAUUAAAUAAAGCAUCAGAUACUGAUCUGAGCUGUGAGCUGGUGGAAUCUGAGCCAAGGUAGACUGUUUAAAUUGUAAAGCUUUGCUGAGGAGUUGUAUGCACAAGAUUAAUUCUGGGACUAUACUCACACCAAGGUCUGCUGUUUAUAGCCAAGACUGUUACCUUUAUUUAUAGAAAGCAAAUUAUGAGUAUUUUAAAGAAAAAAAACAAGACUGUCAUCUGAGGUACAUAUAUCUCACCUGGUUGGGGUUACUAACUGUCUUCAUUUCAUGGCUUUCAGUGGAAGUACUGAGCACUUUGACUCUUGUUUCUGCCUGUGCUUGUAUGCAUGCAUUUUCCAGCCAGUAAUGGAGAAGUCUCAUUUAAUUCU